Gamsiella multidivaricata is the source of this 1071-nucleotide messenger RNA. RefSeq lists its product as uncharacterized. Gene Ontology annotation, molecular function: saccharopine dehydrogenase (NAD+, L-lysine-forming) activity. The transcript is spliced from 3 exons. Gene Ontology annotation, cellular component: cytoplasm. NCBI's taxonomy places the organism in Eukaryota, Fungi, Mortierellomycota, Mortierellomycetes, Mortierellales, Mortierellaceae. The coding region runs from base 1 to 1071 and encodes 356 amino acids. The record is from RefSeq and is a predicted model, not a curated record.
AUGGAGCACCGCGCCGCUCUGACGCCCUCCACCUGCAAGACCCUGCUCGACCGUGGAUUCAAGAUCACUGUCGAGCGAUCCCCCGAGCGCAUCUUUGAUGACGAGGAAUACGAAAAGGUUGGAUGUCACAUAGUCCCCUUUGGAGAGUGGCGCAAGGCGCCUAAGGAGGCAUAUAUCGUUGGACUCAAGGAGCUCCCUGAGGGCGAGACCCAUCCUCUGCACCACACCCACAUCUUUUUCGCCCAUUGCUUUAAGAACCAGGGAGGCUGGACCGAAAUCCUAGGACGCUUCGAUGCCGGCAACGGAACCAUUCUGGACCUCGAGUUCUUGAAUGAUUCCAACGGACGCCGUGUCGCCGCUUUCGGAUACCAUGCUGGAUUCGCAGGAGCCGCUAUUGGAGUCGAUGACUGGUGCCAUCAGAAGCUGAACCCUGGCCAGCCCUUGCCUCCAUACAAGCCUUUCCCCAACGAGGCUGCUCUGAUCACCUACAUCAAAGAGCGCUUGACUCGCGCAGUCGAGGUUAACGGGGGCAAGAUCCCUGAGGUCAUGGUCAUGGGCGCAUUGGGACGCUGCGGAAGUGGCGCCUGCGACUUUGCUCGCGCUGUUGGUAUCCCUGAGGAAAAGAUCAUCAAGUGGGACUUGGCCGAGACCAAGGAGGGAGGACCCUUUCCCCGCAUUCUCCAGUCCGAGAUCUUUGUCAACUGCAUCUACUUGAACAAGCCCAUCCCUCCAUUCUUCACGCCAGCAAUGCUCGACGGAGAGCGCAACAUGUCCGUCAUCGUCGAUGUUUCCUGCGACACCACCAAUCCCCACAACCCUAUCCCCGUUUACUCUGUCAAUACCACGUUUGAUAAGGCUGUUGUUGACGUCCCAACCAAGAAUCCUCUUCCCCUGGAUGUCUGCUCUAUCGAUCACUUGCCCACCUUGCUGCCAAGGGAGUCGAGCGAGGCCUUCUCAAGAGACCUGUUGCCCACAAUCAUUGAUCUGGAGCAUCGUGAGAAGAGCAGUGUCUGGGAGGGCGCGGAAAACCUCUUUAACGAGAAGGUCCAGGCCAUGAGGUCUGUUAGGUAA